Aspergillus calidoustus is the source of this 993-nucleotide messenger RNA. NCBI's taxonomy places the organism in Eukaryota, Fungi, Ascomycota, Eurotiomycetes, Eurotiales, Aspergillaceae. The record is from the annotation of a GenBank genome assembly.
AUGACUUCCAAGUUCCAGGAUGGUUCCCCGCCCUCCGCAGUCAAACUCGCCUACCUCGACCUUAACCCCACAGCCCUCAAAACAGCGCUGGCGAUAACCUGCUUCAGGGGUCGCCUUGACUCAACCCUAACAUUCGCCCAUGGCGCCCUGCAAGACUACCGGAUCGUCGUGGUAGCGCUGUUCGGAAAUGGCGAAUCCUCAAGCCCCUCGAACAUGUCGACCCCCCCGCGCUCGUUCGACUAUCGCGACUGCCUCCGCGCCCAGCACGCCCUGUUAACCCAGCAUCUGGGAAUCCACGAUAUUGACGUUGUCGUCGGAUUCUCUAUGGGCGGACAGUGCGCUUACUACUGGACGUUGAUGCACCCGACCAUGAUCCGUAACGCGGUUAUUAUCUGCUCCUCGGCGCGGACCAGUCGACAUAAUUACCAGUUCCUCGAGGGACCCAAGGCGGCACUUCAAUACGCCGAGGACUACCAAGCUCGACAGCACGUCAGAGCUUCGUCCGCAGAUUCACCCCAUUCGAGCAGUGUGCACGGCGGCCUCCGAGCCUUCGGAAAAGCCUACUCUGCCUGGCUUACAAGUCCCGCCUGGUUUGAGGAGGAGAUGUACAAAUCGCUCGGGUACGAGACGUUGUGUGCCUGGGACGAAGUCUUCGCUGGCACGAGCUACUACAGUUGGGAUCCCGAUGACCUGUUGGCUAAACUAAGUAUGUGGCAGAGGGGUGAUGUGACUUCGGUUUUGGAGAUGGAGACAGGUACUACUAGUGCAACAUUAAGCGACGCGCUUUCAAAGAUCAAGGCUAGGGUUUUGCUCAUGCCGUCUCGAUCCGACCAGUAUUUCCGCUGGGAGGCGGCUGAGAAGGAGGCUCGUUGUGUACCAAAUGUGACGUUUAGAGUAAUAGACUCUGACUGGGGACAUCUUGCUGGGAUUGGGGUCAACCGAGUGGAUAAGGACUGGAUGGAUUGCGAGAUUGCGACAUUUCUUUCUAUUUAG